Messenger RNA from Rhipicephalus sanguineus (brown dog tick), 4870 nucleotides. RefSeq names its product histone-arginine methyltransferase CARMER (gene Art4). Gene Ontology annotation, biological process: peptidyl-arginine methylation. Bases 210 to 2021 code for a protein of 603 amino acids. The record is from RefSeq and is a predicted model, not a curated record. The transcript is spliced from 14 exons. Lineage: Eukaryota; Metazoa; Arthropoda; Arachnida; Ixodida; Ixodidae. Gene Ontology annotation, molecular function: protein-arginine N-methyltransferase activity.
UAAGUCUAUCAGUUGCUAAUUGCGCUCGAGGCCCAUCCAUGUGCAAGUCAUGUUACAGAAAAAAAAAAGGAUGAUGAUAUCAGCGUGUUAGGAUUUUUAUAACCCAGCGGGCUAGUCUCGCGCCCCGCUUGGCGUAACGAACGCGCCGCUCUUUUUGUUACCCGUAGAGAUCGCGUACCUGCACCUGGCGGUGGCUGGCAGUUGUAAAUAUGGCGGCCACGUUUGAAGGGGUGCUUUUAUCCAGUCUGUCCGAUACCGGUGAAAUAACUCAGAAGUUCCCCAUUCCCUUACUUCUGACAGUGGCCGACGAGUCGGAUAACCUCAUCGUGAAGUUCAAGAAGCGCGAGAGCAAUGGGCCCGAGGCUGUGCACGAGGUGGAGGUUUUCAAGGACACGGACACAGCUCGUGUGGGCAAGCGUGCCUUUGUCAUCACCCACACCAAAGGAACUCUGCUGGUGCUCUUCCCCAACAGCCAAGAGUUGCUUCGGUUUCAUCGGAUAGUGGAUGCCUUCAAGACGGGCCAGAGCAACUCCACCUUCCGGCAGAGGACCGACGAGGCCUCGGCCACCCAGUACUUCCAGUUUUACGGCUACCUGUCACAGCAGCAGAACAUGAUGCAGGAUUACAUUCGUACCUCCACUUACCAAAGGGCCAUCCUCAAUAACAUGGAGGACUUCAAAGACAAGGUGGUGCUUGACGUCGGUGCAGGGUCGGGUAUCCUGUCCUUCUUUGCGGUCCAGGCCGGUGCUCGCAAGGUGUUUGCUGUUGAGGCCAGUUCCAUGGCUAAGCAUGCAGAGUGCCUGGUCUACCAUAACAAGGUAUCUGACAAGGUGGUGGUGAUUCCGGGCAAGAUUGAAGAGAUCACACUGCCUGAACCUGUGGAUGUGAUUGUGUCGGAACCUAUGGGCUAUAUGCUGUUCAAUGAACGAAUGCUAGAGACCUACCUUCAUGCCAAGAAGUGGCUCAAACCCCAAGGCAAAAUGUUCCCAACGCGGGGGGACUUGCACAUUGCUCCCUUCUCGGACACCAGCCUAUACAUGGAGCAGCUCAACAAAGCCAAUUUCUGGUACCAGCAGAGUUUUCAUGGCGUGGACCUUUCCAGCUUGCGGGAGGCAGCUGUCAAGGAGUACUUCAGGCAGCCUGUCGUGGACACGUUUGAUGUGCGCAUCUGCCUGGCCAAAUCCCUUCGGCACACAGUGGACUUUGAACGUGCUACUGAAAGUGAUCUACACUGCAUCGAGAUACCCCUGCAGUUCAGCCUGCUGCAGUCUGGAGAGCUGCAUGGGCUGGCCUUUUGGUUUGAUGUGGCGUUUGCCGGAUCCGUGCAGACAGUGUGGCUUUCAACGGGCCCUACACAGCCUCUGACCCACUGGUACCAGGUGCGCUGCCUGCUGGAGAGCCCGUUGUUUGUGCAACGCGGUCAGCGGCUUGGGGGUCGAGUGGUGCUGCGCUCCAAUCGGCGCCAGAGUUACGAUGUCGACAUUGAACUCGAGCUGGAGGGUGGUGUGCGGGCGUGCAACAGCCUGGACCUGAAGAACCCCUUCUUCCGGUACACUGGGCAGCCCCCACAGCCACCACCUGGCUGCCACGAGACUUCGCCCAGUGAGGCCUACUGGGCCACCUUGGAUGCCAAUGGUUUCUACUCGUACAAGCCUAAUGGUGAACCCGCCGACUAUGGUGCCUAUGCUUUAUGCAGUAGCUGGAGCGGACAGUGCAGCAGCCAGUCAACUUGUCAUGAAUGGCAUGCCACUCAUGAAUGGCACCGGGGUGGUGGACAUGCACGUGCAGCCAGCCGUGGUGGCCCAGCCACAGCAGCCACUGGGAGUGCACCUGUCAAACGUAGUGUCUCUAGGGUCACUGCCAAGCCCCGGUACAGUAAACUCAACCAAGACGGUCAACUCCAGAGCUCAGGCCGUGCCUACAAGCUCAAUUGGUGGAGGCAUCUCACCAGCCUUAUUCAGUCAGCAACAGGUGCUCCUCAGCAGCAGCAGCAGCAGCACAUCCCAGUUCCCUGUAAAUAACAGCCUCAUGAUUGGAGACUAUGUCACACCCGGCAACAUCUUGAUGCCCACCGGCACCUACAAGAAUUGAGCAUCGUACUCUCUGCUGGCAGCCGUAAGGUUGUCAUCCAACAAGGCUCAAAAUUUUGCCUCAUCAGUGUCUUGAGUCUGCUGCCGCCAUGCUCUCCAUUUGGUUGUUCAACCACAACUUCUACGGUCAGGCCCUUACACUCAGCACAACAGAGCACAAGGGCACAUGAAGGUGGCCUUGAAGCUGUGAUAAUUGGACCAAGGGCCAGCCACCUUAGGAGCAGCAGAGGGGCACAUACAUUGCACUCAAGCAGGCGCACUGUUUUCAUGCAUUUGGGUUGGCAGAAGAGUGCACACCCUCUAGCCAUCUGUGAGCAGAACAUUGUGUUGUAGGUCUAUUGGUCACCACAGCUUGAGACUAGGCCCUUGAAAGUGCAAACAUGCAGUGAAUGCAUGCUAAGUCUGCCUGUGAGCACUUGCUUCAGGAUACUUGCCUUAAGGUUGACUGCCACAUGGCUGCCCUCAGUAGAGCCACUAUUUCCACGAGCAGCACAUCUUCCUGUGAUGGUGGGCCAUGCCCUUUUUCGUCAACCCGUUGAGUGUCGUCUGUGGGCCAUCACGUGACUGUUUCAUAGCUCUGGUCUCCAGGGCUGCGCUGCAUGUUCCCUUUGGGCUCUGCCGUUGUGCUGAGUGUUGGGUGUUGUGCUAGAGCAGGUCCAGUCAUCAUGGUGAUGCUCUCCACAUCACUCAGGCGAUUGUUGGUCUGUGUGUGCAUGUACACCGUGUGCGCACAACAAGAGCCAUUUGCUUUGUUACAGAAUCCACCAAAAGUGUGAGUGUGUACUGCAGUGUGGCUUUGUGAGCCAAUCCAGUGUAAUGCUCUUACUGGUGCUGCUUUUUUGCUAUGCACAUAAAAUGGGCAUUCCAGGUGUACACCGGUAGUCAUAUGUUUAAUCUUCAACUAAACUGGUGCUUUUAGGUUUACCAUUCUCCAUAUCUAGUGCACAUAGCCGCCUUGGAAGUGCUGGAUUGGUAGCUAUAGCUAAGCGUAAAUUCAAGCUUGCAUCAUGGAUAUGUCACUUCUUGCACAGCGGACCUUCCUUAGAAGAGUGGAAAAUUGGGCUAGUUGGAAUAUUUGCAUGGUUGAUACAAAGCUGAAAGGCAGAAGACGUAGAACCAGAAAGCACAAGAUGAGCACUGUAAAAUUCAAAGAAUGGAAAACGCAUGCAUUAGUCAUGCGUCGAUAUCGUUAACAGACAAGGAGUUUGCAUAUCUGCUUGGCACAAGUAACAUUGAGUGACAUGUUUGAUUUUCCCACUUCUGCUCUUGUCUGCUGUGCUCGGCUUUGUUUUCUUGGAAUAAAUCUUUCAGUUGCGACAGCACUCGUUCUGUGCUUUCCAGUUCUACGUCUUUGUCUUCCAGGGCUGCAUCAGCCAUGCAGACCUUCCUUACCUGGUCGACUAUGUGCACUGCCAUAAAUACUUGAAUCAGCGUUGGUUAUAGCAAGGUAUUUGCACAAAUAUGGAGUGAUGUGUAGUUGCGCUUUUCACACUUCCUUUCACACUGCUCCACGACAGUGGCACUUUUCCCUCCGAUUAUUUGCAAGAGGCUACCACUCUCACUGGUUCUUCGGCUCCUGUUGUGUGCUCAAGGUGUUCUUCAACACUCCGACACAGUUAAUGUGUGUGCGUGCAUGUUCAUGUGUGAAUGUGCGCCUCACAACUGCGCUGUAGAUUUGGCUAGUGCUGUGCUUCAGCUUCUUGUUUUAAGGAGGCUGUGAGCUGUCAAGUGUAUAUGUGUGUGCAUGUGUUUUCCUGAACUACCUUGUGUAGGUGCCUUUUUUUAUUUGUAUGGUGCCCUUUUUGAGUUGACCCAGGUAUGGUGGAACAGUGCUCAAAUAUUUUCCCCUGUCCUUUGGUGUCUGUGUGUAUGGGUUGUGGUGUGCUUUAGACGUCUUGCUUUAGCCCAUGGCAGCUGGAUGUGCCAGUUGUUGAAUCGAGAUUAAUGGCCUGCUGGUUUAUUGCUCAUACUGCCGUGCGUUGUAGUAUGCCAAACGCACGUGGUAUUUCAGUGGCAGUGCUUCUAGGCACUAGCUUGGCAGCGUGCAUUUCAACUGCUAGGAGCCAGAGUUAAUGCUUGUAGUGACAAGUUCAUUUCCAUCCUCCAAAGUAGCUUUGGCUCACAACAUACUCAGAACCAUGCUUCAGAUGUCCUCCUGAGGAGGUCUGUUGUCAGGAAAGUGAAGACCGCCUUCCGUUACGUGCACAGCAAUCUUGCAGCAUAUUGUGCACCAUGUAGUGUGAAAAUGUUUCAAGAUGCACUUACAUGUAGUGUCUGUUUUAAUUUAUUCUCUAACCUUCUGGAAAUAAUUUCUUCAUCGGAGGUGCCUUUGAGUUAUCUUUAUGCAGACACCUUAUCAGAGAAGGCGGCAUGCAAGGUCAAAUAAUUUGAUGCACGUGUUACCAAGCCUGGCAAACUAAGCAGCAUUUUUUGUGUAGAAAUUGCAGGAAGCCUAUGUGCAUACCAGACACAUUUUCUGUAAACAUUUGUAAAUUAGCAUCCUUAUAUUUCCCUAGGAAUGAAUUGUUGUUGUGUCCUUUUUAAUUUUUCGUUGUAUUGUAGACAAAGGAAGAGUAUCCCUUCCAGCAGUGGGACUGUGUUUUUGGUGGCCUUGCUUGGUCACUGGAAUAAGUAGGAUUGAACCUGUGAUAUGCUUCUGGUCUCUGCCUGAGACUGAAGUAUCUUGUAUAAAAUCUGUGUGUGGCAUUCUCUUGUCGGGUGCCAAGAGCUCGUUGAACCCGAGAAAAAUCUUGCAAUAAAUCUGCUCAUUCGGCUCGUGA